UAUUCUUCACUCUGUCUUGCGACUCAAGUAUCAGUCUCUGUUGUUCAUACUCCUCCUCUGUUUGUACCUUGAUGCAGAAAUGGACUGGAAUUUCCGGUGGCUCUUAUGUUUGUUUUAUGUAUGUCAUUCAUUAACAGCCUUCAACAUUGAUCCUGUGACCUGGAAGACCUUCACAAACAAUGAAAACACUGGCUUUGGCUAUAAAGUGAUACAGAAAGAUACAAGACUGCUUGUGAGUGAUCCUUUAAUACAACACAGUCAGACUCAAAGAGGACAAAUUUAUCACUGUUCUGUUACCAGAGGAAACUGCAUGCCACUGGCCAUUACUGUCCCAGAUGAGGCUGUCAACAUGUCCCUUGGACUUUCAAUGUCUCUAGAUCCUCAGUCUUCAAGAGCAGUGGUUUGUGGUCCAACCAUACCUAAGAACUGUGACGUAACCACUUACAAUGGCAUGUGCUAUAAAAUAAGUUCAGAUAAUCUUGUGAGCAGAUCUGUGCCAAGGACUCUGAGAGAAUGCCCAGCAUCACAAAUUGAUAUUGCUUUUUUAAUGGAUGGAUCUGGAAGUGUAGAAGGUGUGGAUUUUAAUAAGAUGAAGGCUUUUGUUAUAGAAAUGAUCAAAAGUUUUAUAGACCAUGAUACACAGUUUGCCAUUGCACAGUUUUCUACAGAUUGUUACAUUCAUUACAAGUUUCAACAAGUCAAAAAAGGCAAGUGGUGGGAAGAUGCAGUGACUCGGAUACCUCGACAUAAAGGAUGGACUAACACCGCAACAGCUAUAAGACAACUUGUGAGGGAGCUAUUCGUAAGUCAAGGAGGUGCAAGACCAUCAGCCAGUAAAGUUUUGGUUGUUAUCACAGAUGGUGAAUCAACUGAUAAGUACUUGUCUGAAGCUGUUGAACAAGCACAAUCAAACAAUAUAACACGAUAUGCUAUCGGGGUUGGCAAUUCUUUUAAUAUUGACAAAGCAACAAGGGAGCUGGCGAUUAUUGCAUCUUUACCCACCAAUAAGCAUGUGUUCAAAGUAACUGACUUUGAUGCACUGGAAAGUAUUCGUGAGCAACUCAAAGAGAAUAUUAUUGCCAUUGAAGGAACCCAAACCUCUGGUGAUUCAUCUCGGAUGGAAUUUGCACAGGACGGGUUUAGUGCAGCCUUAACAUCAAAUACAGAUAUAAUAAUGACUGCAGUGGGAGCUUUCCAGUGGAAGGGUGGAUAUCAGCUGUACAAACCAAACGUGCAGUCAAAUAUCUUUCAAGCUGGAAGUGAGCAUGACAGUUAUUUAGGUUAUUCCUUGGCAAUAGCGACAAUUCGAGCAAAGUAUGCAGUCAUGGGAGCACCAAGACACAAGCACAAGGGACAAGUAACUGUUUCAAGAAUUGAUAAUAAUCGAAGCAAAUUAGAGCAACUGGAUCCUCCAAAGCCUCAGAUUGGCUCAUAUUUUGGAGCUGAGGUUUGUGUGGUGGAUUUGUACAGUGACUCCAAUACAGACCUCCUUUUGAUAUCUGCACCAACAUACAUGGAGCCUGACCGAGAGGGCAAAGUGUUUGUUUACAUCAUCAAGCGUCGGUCGUACUUCAGUUUUUCUGGUGUGGUGCUGGUGGGAAUAGCAGGUCAGAGGAGUCGGUUUGGCUCUUCUCUGGCCAGUCCAGCAGAUCUGAAUGGUGAUGGUUUCAGGGAUGUGCUGAUUGGAGCUCCUUUAGAAGAGGAUGGACAGGGCAGCAUCUAUGUCUUCAAUGGAGGAGAAGAUCAAAUAAAUCCCACAUAUUCACAGAGGAUUGCCGGAUCAGCUGUGCAACCAGGUUUGCGGUUCUUUGGGAUUUCAUUGAGUCAGUCCUCUCUAGACCAGACUCAAGACAGCCUUCCUGAUAUUGCUGUUGGGUCCAUGGGAGCAGUUCUGCUUCUCAGGUCCAGACCCAUCAUGCUUUUGGAAGCCAAAAUAACUUACAACCCAUCCAAAAUACCAACCGGUGAAACAGACCAGUCACUGAAAAACACCAUGAAAGUGUGCUUCACCAUGAGUCCAUACAGACACCGCAUAAGAGACUUAACAGCAAAUAUUAAUUACAACAUAACGCUGGAUGCCAAGCGACAGAAAUAUCGAGCGUACUUCUCACCCAAAAAACGCCUCCUCAGUGAUGUGAUGAACAUUAGGUUUUCUUCAGAAACUUGCAAAAGUCAUCCUUUCCUUAUAUAUGCUUUCUCAGAAGAUGCUCUGAGCCCAUUGUCCAAUCAGUUAACAUUCACUUUUGAGGGUCUACCAUCUGCCACAAUGCAAAACAUAAGACCAAUACUGCUGCCAGGGAUAAAGACCACCGCAGACCACAAUCUGGAUUUUGAGAUAAAUUGUGGACAUGAUGACAUUUGUGUUGAUGACCUCAGGAUGGAUUUCAACUUCUCUGGAUCCACAAACAUAGAGGUUGGGAUCAUGCAGGAGAUCAAUGUGACAGUGUUUGUGGAGAACAGAGGAGAAAACUCAUACAACACUCACUUCACCCUCAACUACCCCUUUGGACUUUCCUACAGGAGAAUCACAUCUAAUCAGGGCAGAGUGGAGUGUGUAUCUCUUGAUAGUGAGCAAAAAGGUUCAUUUGGAGAGACUACCUGCCACAUUAGCAAACCCACCCUCAAGGGAAAUGCUCAGCGUCUAGGUUGUGUUUCAUAUUGCAUACAGCAUCGAUAAAGAAAGCACCUUUGAUCAAAACGUCACAUUUACUGCUAGAAUCAACAGUGGGAAUGACCAACACUCUCAAAGCAGUGAAUUAUCCAGAAAGAAAAGUAUUGGUGUCAAAUAUGCCAUCUAUAUUGCCUUAAUAAG
Molecule: messenger RNA, 2812 nt
Organism: Onychostoma macrolepis
Lineage: Eukaryota; Metazoa; Chordata; Actinopteri; Cypriniformes; Cyprinidae
Product: integrin alpha-M-like
Biological process (GO): cell-cell adhesion; integrin-mediated signaling pathway; cell adhesion mediated by integrin
Cellular component (GO): integrin complex; external side of plasma membrane
Molecular function (GO): integrin binding
Source: RefSeq, a predicted model, not a curated record